AUGGAUAACUACAGUGGCGCUACUCAAGGCCGCGGUUGCUAUAACUGUGGCGAUGGCUCACAUCAGGUUCGAGACUGUCCUACCCGUGGACCAGCAAAAUGUUAUAAUUGUGGUGGAGAAGGGCACAUGAGCCGUGAAUGUCCGGAGACUCCCAAGGAUAAAACUUGCUACAAAUGUGGCUAUCCCGGUCACAUCUCUCGAGACUGUACUAGUGCCUCAACCGAAAACACUGGCCGUUCUGGGGGUGCCUACACUGCGGGUGGUGGUGGUGGUGGUGGCUCACAAGAGUGCUACAAGUGCUCCAAAUUUGGACAUGUUGCUCGUAAUUGCCCCGAGUCUGGCGGAUAUGAUAAUCAACGAAGUUAUGGAAGCGGUCAGACUUGUUAUUCAUGCGGUGGUUAUGGUCAUUUAUCUCGCGAUUGUACUCAAGGUCAAAAGUGUUACAAUUGUGGCGAGCUCGGUCACCUUUCUAGGGAUUGUGCUUCAGAAGUCACCUCCGAGCGAACUUGCUACAAGUGUAAGCAGCCUGGUCACGUCCAGGCUCAAUGUUCUAAUUAA
This is a messenger RNA of Blumeria graminis f. sp. triticale, 558 nucleotides long. NCBI's taxonomy places the organism in Eukaryota, Fungi, Ascomycota, Leotiomycetes, Helotiales, Erysiphaceae. The record is from the annotation of a GenBank genome assembly.